Messenger RNA from Thlaspi arvense, 969 nucleotides. NCBI's taxonomy places the organism in Eukaryota, Viridiplantae, Streptophyta, Magnoliopsida, Brassicales, Brassicaceae. The record is from the annotation of a GenBank genome assembly.
AUGAUGGGGAUUAGGAGUGAGAGACUUACUAAACUGGAACAAAGCGUGCCUCUUCAAGCUUAUUUGGAUGAUAUUCUUCAGGGGAGAUUCCAUUUGGGUCGCCUGACUCAAAAACCAAAUCAAAGAUUCUCGUGGUUAUCAAAUAAAAUGCUCAAGUCAAGAGAAGAAGUGUACCCUUGGAUUAAAUUAAAGGUGGGGAAUGGAGUCUCUUGUCGCUUCUGGGAAGAUAAUUGGAGCUCGUUGGGAAGAUUAUCUAGCUUUCUGGGGAUGGAGGGUCCACGCCAGGUGGGAAUAACAAGAGAUGCGAGGUUGGCAGACUUGUGGCGUCAGGGAGCUUGGAGUUUACCUCCAGCUAGAUCGGAGAAACAAGUAACUAUCCAACUCCAGCUAACGUUGAUACAACUCUCCUCUGAAACCGAUGAUGUGUAUGAAUGGUGGAUUGAUGAUGUGAUAAAGCAGAAGCACAACACUGGCAGUAUCUACGCGGGACUAAGGGAGCGCUUACCGUCGGUUCCUUGGCACGGAAUAGUCUGGACCUCUCGAGGUAUCCCUAAACAUCGCUUUCUAACAUGGCUCUUUGUUCUUAAUCGAUGCCCAACUCGAGAUCAUGAAUCGCGAGACCACCUCCUCUUUCAGUGCCCUUAUAGUUGGGAAAUCUGGACCUCAAUCUGUCAUCGUUGCUCCCAUACCCCUCACCGUACUUGGUCUGAUACUAUUGCUGAUCUCUGCAACUUUUCGGGAAAUAGACAUAAAAAACACCUUCUUAUGAUAGCUUGGCAAGCGACAAUUUAUACAAUCUGGUUGGAGAGAAACAAUCGACUUCACAAAAACAACUACAAAUCUGCUCCGCUAAUAAUCAGAAAGAUUGAUCUUCUAGUGAGGAACAGAGCAUCGAGUUUCAGAGACUCCAAUCCUUCCUUCUCGUCAAGCUUACUCCAAUUAUGGUUCAACGGCGAUGGUAAUCCCUAA